CGGUGCAUAUAACCGGAUAUAUAAGACUGUUUCUACCAGCUCCCUCGACGUUGCUCUUUCUCUUUCCACUUUAUCAAUCAUCUCAACCGUACUCAAUAUCCACCUAUCCGUCGAACCAAUCCUCCGUUAUACCAAAUAACCUCCAUUUUAAACUACCCAACCCAAACUAAAUCAGUCAAAAAAUGCGUUUCACCGCUGCCACCCUCUUUGCCCUCGUCUCCCUGGUUGCUGCCCAGGAGACCACUCCUGUCGUCCCUACCCCCACCACCCCCGCCAUCCCCGGCGCUUCUGAGCUCAGCUCCAUCAUCGGCUCUGCUUCCAGCGCCCUCGAGUCUGGCGCCUCCGGGAUCCUGAGCAGUGCCUCCGGCGCCGCCUCCUCCAUCGCCGGCGAGGCCUCGUCCCGCCUCGGCUCCAUUACCUCCUCCGCCGCUGCCGAGCAGAGCUCCCUGAGCCAGGCCCUGUCCUCCGCCACCAACUCCGAGGAAUCUGCCGCCGCCUCCUCCGCUAUCGCAUCUGCUUCCAGCCGCGCUGCCUCGCAAGCCUCCGACGCGACCGCCAGUGGCACUGCCUCCGGCACUGCCUCCCCUGGCGCUGGUGCCCACCAGACCGCUGCCGUCGCUCUCGGCGCUCUCUUCGGUGGUGCUGCCGUCGUUGCCAACUUCUAAACGAAACUUGUAAUUCCAAUCGCAAGCCAUGAAUCAUUAAAUCGACAUUUUUUGCGUUAAAGCGGUGACGAUCGAACACCUUCCGCCGGUGCGUGGUAACGGAUAUUAUACAGCAUUGUUUGGGAAUUUUUUUUAGGAUUAUCAGAGAGAUAUCACGAUGUAAUACCAGUACAAAUCAAACAUCAAAUCCGUACAUUACCGAAAAGAAAUGUUUUCUGUGAAGCUGCUUGGCUACCCCUCGAGUGGAGUGUGAUGUGUGUAACCUGUCGGAUCAGGAUUCGUCAAGGGA
This is a messenger RNA of Colletotrichum destructivum, 954 nucleotides long. RefSeq lists its product as uncharacterized. The transcript has 2 exons. Bases 183 to 665 code for a protein of 160 amino acids. The record is from RefSeq and is a predicted model, not a curated record. Lineage: Eukaryota; Fungi; Ascomycota; Sordariomycetes; Glomerellales; Glomerellaceae.